AUGUCAAAACUUAAAGGAAAAAAGGAAGCUUCGUCCAGCAAAGUCUCUAUAGCUGACCGGAAAACCAAAAAUGGAGGCUCCGCCGUCGCGUCGAGCGUCACUUCUUCCAGCGGCACAUGGUCGAGUCUGUUUCUCCUUUGGCCAAAAUGGAAUGAAAUUGAAAUCAAUAAAGAAAACUGGGAGUCGAGUAAAACGGAUGAUGGGAAACCAGCAAAAGGAUCAAAUACAAAUAUGAAUGUAAACACGAAUAAUACAACAACACCAUUCUUUGAAGAUCCAGAAGGUAAAGUAAUCCUUCCCACUGUUCUCAAGGUGCACUCAUGGAAGCGACCUAAGGAGUUCAUUAUUACUGACAAUUCAAAGACUCCAACUGUGGUUGAAAAUCACAGUACCUUUGACCUGGUGUCCUCCAAUGAGCAUCUAAUGUGCAGUGAGCUCAUGAGACGGAUCCUCAGUGAGAUCUAUAUAUUCUGGACCCACUGUCACAGUACGUCUCCAGAACAAAGAGAAUGGAAGCCCUGGGAGCACAUCUACUCUCUCUGCAAGGUCGUGAAAGGUCAUGUCCCCCUCUUCAAUGAGUACGGCAAAUAUGUGGUCAAACUCUUCUGGAUGGGCUGCUGGAGGAGGUUAACUGUGGAUGAUUCAAUGCCUUUUGAUGAAAGCAAUAAGCUGCUUCUCCCUGCCUCCACAUGUCCGUCAGAACUCUGGCCAAUGCUGUUAGCCAAAGCUUUGAUUAAACUGGCGAACACUAAUCCUCUUUCGGAGACUGGUGGAGAGAUCGGAGAAUUCACCUUUAUACCGGCAUUCACUGGAUGGGUCCCAGAAAUCCAUCCUCUUAUUUCCACAGACCUGCAGAAAAUGUGGGCUUUUCUGCGGAGCUCCAUUCUCACGUACAGAUACCCAGAUGAGAGCUCAGUGGAGUCCAGACCCGUGACAGAAGCGUCGUCUGUGGUGGAUGAAGCUAACAACCCGACUCAAGACCACACUGUGCUGUUGACGAGAACCAGAGAUUGUUCCCUGGAACCACCCCCAAAACCUGUUGUGCCCCGCUGGAAACUGAUCCGCCCUCGCAAAGAAAUUGUGAUUUCAGACGAACCUCAAAAGCUUGCUUUGUCAAAACCUGAACUGUUCAUUGAAGUUUCCAGUGUGUUCCUGCAGCUCCACAUCAAGAGCAGCACACAGCCAGAAAUGCAGAGAAGGCAGGGUCAGAAUGCUCUGGUGUCCAUCGCUGAGAGCGAGGAGUCUGGAUGCAGCAACGGCAAUGAGCCUGAUGCGCCUCAACACGCCACCAACUCUCCAAACAACACACACAAAACAGAGGUUACUGCUGUGUACAGAAAGAAGGAGGAGGAUGACACUUCCAGUGGCACAAAGGAUCUCCAGCAAAAUCUUCUAGGACCGUCUGAAUCCGCUUUGAAUUUGGCGUGGGUUGAACUUGAAGACUUUCCAUCAUGUUUCCAGAAUCUUAUUACUUUUCACAACCCACAAAAAUACCCACACAAAUUCAGCAAAAGCCACUUCAAGGCUUCUGUUGUUCCUAAAUCCUCUUCCUCGGAUGAGUUAUGGGAAAUAGCUGCCGCAGAGAGUGAGGAUGUGAGCGGCCGUCUCUACCUGUGCGUGGACAGCCUGCAGACCUCCCAGAUCUUCAUCACGCUCUCUGCUCUUCUCCGCUUUUCCAACUCCACCGAGUCAGUGAAAGAUCAACCGCUGACCUCUGCCGUACUGAUGGUCCAGCCGUACUCCUGGAAAAGUCUGCAGUGUCAGCUCCCUCUUGUCACUAUCCACACUUCCUACUCCGAAACAGCCAAGUUAAUCUUACCUCCAGGGAGACAUGUACUCUGUAUUCGAACCUCAUCAGCUUUGGGCUACAACAUCCAGCUUUUCAGCGAGACGCCUUUUGUAAUUGGGGAUGAAAAUGCCAUAAUGUCAGAAGUUACAAAGAAGAGUCUUCACUUCACUUCUCUGGCUUCAUCCAUCCUGACGGCCUUAUCCAAGGCUAUAGCAACCUUCUGUGAUGUAGAGGAAGGUCUAUCUGCCAAGAGAGUCCUGUUGGAGACAUACUGCCCCCAACACAUCAACAAGUUUCAGAAAUUCCAGCUCUACAAGCUCUUUAACUCUGCAGUCGAGCAUAUGUUUUCCGAGGCUCUAGAGAGGAAGCUAACUCCUGAUGAACAACGUGCUCUUCAGGCUCUCACUACGGACCCAUCACUGGAGGUCAACAAACCAUCUUCAGAGAUUUCAACAAUCCCUGGAAACAAAACAGACAGUGAAACAACAGACCAAGAGGAAAAUCCAGUUAACAAUAUGCAGCCUGGAAUUGACGAAGACUUAUCUAUACAGAUAUUUGAAGCUGCCCAACCAGGCACUCGGGAAAACGCUGAAGCUUCUCAGAUCCUGUUCGACAUGUGGCUAAGGAUAGAGUCUGAUUUGGAGAAACAUGCUGCCUCUCUACUCAGUUACAUCCUUGAAAACUCAGGAAAAGAGGCUGAACUUUAUCCCUGUGAAAAGGACGACUGGGCGAAUGUAGCUUUUGAUGAUUAUUCUUCUUCAAUUCAAAACAGCCGAAGCUCCUGGUUUGUUGUGUUUAGAGAGGUUUUGUUUGUUUCUGAAGACAUACUUGUGGUCCCAAAAGUCACCUUACAAAUAUCUACCUGCGUGUUACAUGUCAUAAACAAUGACUCUGGAGAAGAGGUUGGCAAUAUUUGUAACAAAGUCGUUCCUUAUGUCUAUCGACCCAAUCAGCUUGGUUACACAUUUUUAGCAGAGGCUGUUAGCGCUGAAGCUGAUUCCACAUGGAGCAUGCGCCUUAUCGGUUCAAAUAGCUCUCUCCCAAAGCCAGUCAAUGAGAAAUCUGUGAAUAAGUUUGCACAAAAGGACUUCACCGAAUAUUAUGUUCCAAACAGGCACAAUGUAAUAUGUCGAUAUGUUGUGGAAGUUAGCUCAGAUGUGUUGUGUACAAUUCAGUUUGAGACUUCCAAGGCUGAUGUUAUGAUUCGUCUCUCAGUCCUGGACCAGGGAAAAGAGGUUUCCAGCCGCACAGGGACAGGACAUGUCCUCAUUCCUGUGUUCUUCUUUUUAGCCAAUGUUGAAGACAAGACUCAGAACAAGCCGUGUGGUCCCAAACCAAGUGCCCACGAAGUGGACAGUGUGCAGCCUCCCACAGAGACCAGGGUAUCAGUGACACAGCCGUCAGUCGCUGCUCAGACGUUCCUCUCACUGCCUUUGUCGCUCCUCACCCACUUGUUUGCGAAUCAUGUGUACGUCAUACAAGCUAAGGUGUUGUAUGAGAGCUGGGCUUUGAAUGAGUCACAGCAAGCUUUUGUCCAAAAACUCCAAGAGGAAGAGAAGAACAAAUUAAGAGUGACUGCACCUGCAUUCACGCCAGCACCCCCUGAACCUCAAAAAACGGAAACGCCCAAACCCAAGGCUAAGGGGAAAUCCAAGAUACAGGAAUCAGUAAAAAAUGAAACCAUAGACCUGUCCAUGGCAAACUGGACCCUGCGUUUAGUCACAGACAAAGAGGAAAACAUGAAGGUGACUAAGGACACAGAGAGAAGAGAUGAGAUUAAAUCCCUGAAAAAGGCUUGGGAGACGGCCGAACCGGGACGCGCUGCCAAGGCUUUGCAGUGUCGGCUCAAGUUUCUCGAACAAUUCAGGAAGCGAGAAGAUACGGAGAAUACAGAAAGUCCUGUUACAGCUGCCUCAGAAGCCAAUAAGAAAGAAGCAAAACCUCUCCAGUAUGUUCCCAUGGACUAUACCCCCUUUAUCAGAAAGGAGAAGGAAGAACCAACGCUGUACACUUCCGAAAUUGAGGAGUUGGAGAUGAGGGAACGCAUGGAGAAGAUUCAGUCCUAUCGCUUGGUUCGAGAAAAUGUUCUGGAGCGCCGCAAAGAGCAAGAAAUAAACACAGAGAAUCUCAAGAAACAUCAGCAGGACAUGUUUGAGACUAUGCAGGCAAAACUGUGGGCGAGUCGUAGGAAGCUGCUGGAAGUGGACGCGUGUAACGUCCGUCAAAAAGGAGACAAAGAGGAACAAGAUAAACAAGCCGUGGAGGACGAGCAGGACGCCACGAAGCAGCCGCUCAAACCUGCCAAACCUGCCAAGAAGAAAUGA
This is a messenger RNA of Knipowitschia caucasica, 4113 nucleotides long. The record is from the annotation of a GenBank genome assembly. Lineage: Eukaryota; Metazoa; Chordata; Actinopteri; Gobiiformes; Gobiidae.